This is a messenger RNA of Knipowitschia caucasica, 486 nucleotides long. NCBI's taxonomy places the organism in Eukaryota, Metazoa, Chordata, Actinopteri, Gobiiformes, Gobiidae. The record is from the annotation of a GenBank genome assembly.
AUGUCGAUGCGUGGCAGAGCACCCCUCCCUCACACCCCUCCCUCACAUCCCUCCCUCACACCCCUCCCUCACACCCCUCCCUCACACCCCUCCCUCACACCCCUCCCUCACACCCCUCCCUCACACCCCUCCCUCACAUCCCUCCCUCACAUCCCUCCCUCACAUCCCUCCCUCACACCCCUCCCUCACACCCCUCCCUCACAUCCCUCCCUCACAUCCCUCCCUCACACCCCUCCCUCACACCCCUCCCUCACACCCCUCCCUCACACCCCUCCCUCACACCCCUCCCUCACAUCCCUCCCUCACACCCCUCCCUCACACCCCUCCCUCACAUCCCUCCCUCACAUCCCUCCCUCACAUCCCUCCCUCACAUCCCUCCCUCACACCCCUCCCUCACACCCCUCCCUCACAUCCCUCCCUCACAUCCCUCCCUCACACCCCUCCCUCCACACCCCUCCCUCACACCCCUGUGUACAACACAUUUAG